This is a messenger RNA of Asparagus officinalis (garden asparagus), 1215 nucleotides long. RefSeq names its product 4-coumarate--CoA ligase-like 1. NCBI's taxonomy places the organism in Eukaryota, Viridiplantae, Streptophyta, Magnoliopsida, Asparagales, Asparagaceae. The record is from RefSeq and is a predicted model, not a curated record. The transcript is spliced from 7 exons. Gene Ontology annotation, molecular function: CoA-ligase activity. The annotation marks the transcript as partial.
UCCCCCUCCGCCGCCUCCCUCUCCCGCCUCGGCAUCCGCAAGGGCGACGUCGUCCUCAUCUUCUCCCCAAACUCCCUCCUCUUCCCGAUCUCCUUCCUCUCCAUUGUCUCCCUCGGAGCCAUCGCCACCACCGUCAACCCUCACUACACCGUCCCCGAGCUCAAGCAACAGGCCCUCGACUCCGGCACCAAGCUCGUCCUCACCGUCCCCGACCUCCUCCCCAAAGCCAUGUACGCUGUGCCCCCUGUGAUGACCGCGCUGGCGAAGCAGGGGAAGCCGACCGGGUAUGAUUUGAGCUCUUUGAGGAGGAUUGCUGCGGGGGCGGCUCCUUUGGGCAAGGACGUGAUGGAGGAGGUCUCCGAGAUUUUUCCUCGUGCCGAUAUUAUCCAGGGAUAUGCUUUGACAGAGUCGUGCGGUGUGAUGUCACUUGAGCUUCCUAAAGGAGCGCCUCGCCAAUUUGGUUCUGCAGGUCACCUCAUCUCAGGAGUUGAAGGCAAGGUUGUUAGUGUAGAUACACUCAAGUCUCUUCCACCUAAUCAACUUGGUGAGCUUUGCUUCCGUGGACCAAACAUUAUGCGAGGGUAUUUCAACAAUCCGCAAGCCACUGAGUUGACUAUAGAUAAGGAAGGGUGGUUACACACAGGUGAUCUCGGGUACUUUAAUGAAGAGGGACAGGUUUUUAUCGUGGACCGCAUAAAAGAAUUGAUUAAGUACAAAGGUUUUCAGGUAGCUCCAAAGAUGAACUUCGGUUUCUUACUUUCUUAUCCUAAAAUAUUAGAUGCUGCAGUCAUCCCGUUUCCUGAUGCUGAAGCUGGUGAAGUUCCCAUUGCCUUUGUGGUUCGAUCUCAUAACUGUUCACUAACAGAAUUUGAUGUCCAAAAGUUUAUAGCAAAUCAGGUUGCACCCUUCAAGAGGCUAAGGAGGGUAACUUUUGUGAACAGUAUCCCAAAAUCUGCUUCCGGAAAAAUCCUCAGAAGGGAACUCAGAGAGAGGGUAAAGUCCAAGUUGUAGAAAUCGAGCACUACCCUGAAAAGAGCUGUAGCAGGUUUCAAGUUGUUCAAUAACAGAAAGGCUCUCGCAGAGUCUGUUCUCUCGUAAAUGGUGUAUCAAUUUCAUCCCACCUCAAUGUCACUUUGAUGAAGCCUAAGACUAAUAAGAAAUAAUCUACAACUCUGUUUGCAAUUAUAUUUUUAUACAAGAAAAAUAUGCAGAAUA